UCUGACCAGGCAGAGAGCCGUCCAAGAGAACGGCCAGAUGUUGGAGCGCCGGGAAACUGAGAAAAAAAACAGGUGGCCGGAGCAGAGACUGGUGCGGUGGGGUUUUCCUCAUCCUUUGGGCAGCCCCAUGGGACUCUUGGCCACAGCCGUCGUAUUUUGCAUGCUGCUGGACCCAGUGUUCCUCCAGACUCUGGAGCAGCAGGAUCUUCCAACUGUGGAAGGGGUCCCCAGUCUAAAUAUGAGGUUUGAUUCUUGGAGAAUGGAACUGAGUUGGGACUGCAAAGAAAACACUACCUACCUCGAAUGCGUGAUGAUUCACAAGGAGAAUGGGCCAAUCGAAAUAACACCCCAGGAGAAAGAAUGUCACUGCAAGUUUUCGGAUUAUUCUCUCCAUGAUGGAGUCACGUUCAUGGUUAAAGUAAAUAGCACCCAAAGACUGAUUCCAGAAACACUGGUCUACAAUAACUCAGGUGGGGAGUGCACAGCUGCCCAAAAUUUCUCCUGUUUUAUCUACAACGCAAACUUCAUGAACUGCAGUUGGGCAAAGGGUCAAGCUGCCCCUGAUGACGUCCAAUAUUUUUUGUAUAUACGAGACUCGGGAGGAAAAAGGGAAAGAGAGUGUCCUCAUUACAUAGAAGACUCGGGAACCCACGUGGGCUGUCACCUGGAAGACCUCUCAGGAUUAGCGAACUACAAUUAUUUCCUGGUGAACGGUACCAGCCAACGGACAGGAAUCCAGUUCUUUGAUUCGGUUUUGUCAUGGAAGAAAAUCGAAAUAUAUAGCCCGCCCAACAAUAUCAGCGUGCAUUGCAACGAGUCCUACUGUGUGAUCCGAUGGGAAAAGCCCAAGACCCGACAUAAGCUGUCCAACAUGGAGUUCAAAUACCAGCUGGACAUCCAGAAACAGAUUGAGGUGCCUGGUAAUUUGGAAAAUAAGUACAGCUUCCCAAGUCCGGAGCCCAGACCCAAGCAUGUUGUGAAAAUAAGGACCUCAGACGCGCGGAUCCAGAAGUGGGGUGACUGGAGCCAGCCCGUUGAGUUUGGUUCCGAGGAAACCGCACCGAGCCUCGUGCCCAUCUAUGUACUGGUGGUCUUGGGGACCCUCAUCACUGCCCUGGUCCUUGGCUGCCUUUUGAAAAGGUUCCUCGCGUCACAGAGCUUCUUCCCACCGAUUCCGCACAUCAAAGACAAAUGGAACGAUGCCCAUCAGCCCGACCACCAGGUCAUCUGGGAGAACUUCACCUCGGACACGGAAAAAGGUGACAACGAAGAGAUCCUCACCGUGGAAGAAGUCACAGUGGCCCCAGCGAGCCUGUGA
Molecule: messenger RNA, 1318 nt
Organism: Odobenus rosmarus divergens (Pacific walrus)
Lineage: Eukaryota; Metazoa; Chordata; Mammalia; Carnivora; Odobenidae
Gene: CSF2RA
Product: colony stimulating factor 2 receptor, alpha, low-affinity (granulocyte-macrophage)
Exons: 11
Coding region: 38-1318 (426 amino acids)
Biological process (GO): cytokine-mediated signaling pathway
Cellular component (GO): membrane; external side of plasma membrane
Molecular function (GO): cytokine receptor activity; protein binding
Source: RefSeq, a predicted model, not a curated record